GGACGCCCUGCGGCCUCUCUGAGGAGCCAGCCCGCCUGCGGCCUCAGCGGAGCAGAGACAGCCCAACAUGGAGAACUGCACUGAGAGAGGUGCCCAUGGUAGCAUUGUGGUGCUUCAGCUGGUUGUGUACAUCCCAGUGCUCGCUCUGGGGAUCCCACUGAACGCAAUUGCCUUCUGGGUCUUCUGCUGCAAAAUCAAGAGGUGGACCGAGACCAAGGUGUACAUGAUCAACCUCAUCGUGGCAGACACUUCCCUGCUCUUCACCCUGCCUUUCCUGCUGUAUUUCACCAAGUACAAACAUCCCAUAGACCAGCUGUGUUUAGCCGUACAAAACAUCUGUUUUAUAAACAUGCCUAUGAGCAUCUUUAUCAUCACCCUGAUUGCAAUUGAUCGAUACAUUGCAAUCAAGUUCCCUCUAAAAGCAAAGAUCCUUCGAUCCCCACUGAAAUCAGCUUCUAUCUGUGGCUUUCUUUGGACAGCAAUGAUAACUUAUUCCAGUUUGUAUCACAUUCGUCGCCGUAGCUGGGAAGGUUGUUGCUUUUGGAAACAAUCUCUUCUACCUAGCUAUUCCUCUUUAGUCUACUGCAUCUGUGGGUAUUUUAUUCCCUUAGGGAUUGUGAUGUUCUGCUCAGUACAAGUCAUCAGAUGUCUAAAACAGAAGAUGGCCACAUGCCCUCAUGAGACAAAAUUAUUCCAGAAGGCCGUGCAGAUAGUUUCUGUGAAUUUGUGUGUGUUUGCUGUCUGUUUCUCACCCUUCCACAUCUCACUGCUCUUGCGGUUUGCAGUGGAAGUUGCUGGAGCUCAUUCUCUGAUGCCAGGAGUUGUAACCUAUAUUAAGGUCUCUGCAUGCUUAGCAAAUUGUAACUGCUGUCUGGAUGCAUUUUGUUAUUAUUUUGCAGCCAAGGAAUUUCCAGAGUUUUCUUCUAUGUUCCCCAAGUGUAUAUUUAUCAGGUCCAAGAUGAACAAAAGUGAGGAGUCACAGCCACCCACGGAUCAAGUGAUUCUAUGA
This is a messenger RNA of Onychostruthus taczanowskii (white-rumped snowfinch), 1009 nucleotides long. Its product is annotated as G-protein coupled receptor 35-like. The transcript is spliced from 2 exons. The record is from RefSeq and is a predicted model, not a curated record. Gene Ontology annotation, cellular component: membrane. Bases 68 to 1009 code for a protein of 313 amino acids. NCBI's taxonomy places the organism in Eukaryota, Metazoa, Chordata, Aves, Passeriformes, Passeridae. Gene Ontology annotation, biological process: phospholipase C-activating G protein-coupled receptor signaling pathway; positive regulation of Rho protein signal transduction. Gene Ontology annotation, molecular function: G protein-coupled receptor activity.